UCUCCCCCUCCCUCCCCCCCCUGCCCCGUCGAUGGCGAUUCUCGGUUGACUUUUGUUCCCGUCCAUCCUCGACCACCUUAUCCGCCAUCUUCCCAAUCGUUGUCUUUCGUUCUCUCCAACUCCUUGCUGGCCGGCUGUCUCUCCUUGUGGUUCUGUCUACAAAGGGGUGGUUCGAUAUCAGGUCUCAUCGCUCUUUAUCACAAACAACCCAUCGCCCCAUCUCAAGACUCGCCUCACUCACCUUCGGCACAGAGAGAGAGAGAGAGAGAGAGAGAGAGAGAGCGCGCUUUCACCACUCGUUGCUUUUCCACCCGAACAUCCAACAACCUUGUCUCGACCCAGCAUCGAACUCCACCAAAGCUUCUGCCCUGUCCGCCGAUCUGGGCGACUAGCUUGUCAGCCUGUCCCUUUUCCUGAGCUCCCUCAUUGGGACGACGAACUGCUGCUGCUGCUGCUGCUCCUGUUGCUGUGUGCCCCCCGCCCCCCUGAGCCUGUAACGGAUCAAACUGUCUUUGGGCCCGCGAAUAAGGAUCGUCGCCCUUGUCCCUCUCACUUCAACCUCCGUCACCGUCGCCCGGAAAAAGUCGCGACAUGGUCCGUUGCCAAUAACCACCGCCGCCCUUCUUCCUCGUCCCUCGACUCCCUCUGUCCUGAUCUGCUUUUGCUCUUGCUCUUGCUCGGUCGCAAUUUCACGCUUCCGCCAGUUAGACACCGGAGCCGUUGGCCGCUCCAUUCAUUCCCUUCUUCAGGAAACCCCCCCGCUGGUUUCGUUUGCUUCUUCCUUUCAUUUCCCCCCAGCCCAAAACUCAUUCGAUUGUUGUUUACCCAGCGGUUGUCCAUUUCCAGGGACUGGACCUUCCCACAUUCUCUGUGCAUAGCUCAUAGCCUCAGCUUUAUUUUCAUUUUUAUGCCAUUCAUUUGUCUUUUCUUGAUACCCUUUUAGACCCCCCCGGAACCAUGGUGUCCUUUUUCGGGCUGAAGCUCGGCGCUGAUAAGAAGAAGAAAGCCGAGAAGGCGGUGGAGCAAAAGCCUCAAUGGAAACGGACUGACCAGAACCUCCUCGGCGAAGGCCAGUUCUUCGGAAAGGAGUUGGAUCGUCCCAUCCUCAUCAACGGCUCCCGUCCCGGCACUGCCAUGUCCAACAAGAGCUUCGCCGCCGGGUUUCGUCAGCCUAACGCUCCGUAUCUGAAUGGCGGCUCGUCGUCCCUGGUCGACCUUGGUGCACCCGGCGCCGGCAAGGGUGUCCGCCCUGUUGGGUCCGAGGCUAAUUUGGGCAUGCGGUGGAACAACAGUUCCGUCGCCAGUCUGCAGAACUUUGCGAGCCCGCCCAUCAUCACCGGCGGCAGCAGGCCCGGAAGUAGACCGGGUACCCCUAACUCGGCCAGCCGAAAGGUCUGGGUCAACCCCCUCGACGUCCACUUCGCUCGCGACAACGCCGGCCCGAGAAACGACGGUUCCCUCAGCCCGGCGCCGAGCGGCUAUCACUCCUCCAACAGCCUGUCCCCCCUUCCCACUCCCACCAUCGCCAACGCACCCCGCAGCCCGCUCGGCCAGUUCGAGUUCAAUCUGACCCCGUCAGACGUACCCAAAGAUGCCAAGCUGACCCCUGCCCCGUUGUCACCGACAAAGUCCUGCCCGUCUCCUCCUCAGUCUAUCAACGGCUCUCUUCCGCCAUUGAGGACCGACUUCAGACCAAAGACGGCCGUCACUACCGUCCGUGAGGCACACCGACCUGGGCCCGCAGCACUACCCUCUCCGACCGCGUCGACAGGUCGCUGCAGUGAUGAGGAGCAGCACUUCUAUCCCCGGCCUAUCAUCCAGAACGUUGCAGCAAAACGAGACACCCUCACCAUCGUCACCCCUCGGAGACAGAGUUUUUCGAUGGAUAUCCACCAAGACCUGGCUGCGCUCGAUUUCACAAAGCCAGAACAGCAGAGCCCCACGAUCCCCGCGAGUCCGCCACCGAGGAGCACUCGACGCCCGUGUCCUCCGGAAUUGAGGAGCCUGCCCCAACCGCCCCGUAUCGCCGGUCUCCCGCCCCCGAGGCCGCAGCAGGUACCGUACGACGGGCCGUUGCGAAGUCCUGCACGGCCUCCCGAGGAUUGGAUCAAUGCCAGGCAGCGAAUGGGUUCGGACGCGCGGGAGAGAACAAAUUUGGAGCCGAGGGAGAGGGUGAACUCGGAUGCCCGCGAACGCUCCUACUUCGACUCCAAGGAAAGGUUAGGCCCGGACGGCGGGGAGAGGAAGGACCCUGACGGCCGCUCUCGCGACGACCGGCCUUCGCCGCCGCAGGGAUAUCUCGGCCCCCCACCCACGUCGAGGAGAGUGGCGCCGGGUGAAGGCGAACGCAACUACGGCAUCACACCAGCGAACCGCCGUCCGCCCCCGCCGCCGGUCGAGCUCCAGCGUAAGGCGUCGAACCCGCAGUUUCGACCACCGGGCUGGGACGACCGCGACGUCCAGCACGGAAAUUUCGCCAUGAUCUCCCCUCGCAUGCAGCCGCCCCAGCCGCCGACCCCAAACAGCCUGAUCCCCGAGCCCUCGAGCGACGCGAACUGGCCGCUCCCGAGUCCACUAGCAAGCCCGACUUUUGGAACUGGCCAACGGCCGCACACGCCGAGUGAGAGGUCCGAAGGCCAGAUGAGCCCCGGGCUGGUGAUGCCCCUGACUCCCGGGCGAGACGGUCGGGAGGGACGGCGGCCGGACUUUGGGUUGAGGGCGCCGACGGGAAUCGCGGACGAGUUCCGCGUGGGUUUUAUCUAGGUGGUUCGAAAGAAGGAACACAAAAACACACAAAAAAAAGGGAGGCGCCUUUAGACUUCGGGCAGAUGUGUCUGUACUAGAUACGGACAUAUUGGGGGGGGGGGGGUGCUUUUUGUGGAACACCCUGGCUGGUCAGUUUUGGAAAAGGGGGCGCGCGAACAUACCACGCCAUAUUUGACUUUGGAGUAGCUCUUUUGACAUCGGAGGCGAGGAGGGGUGACGAGUAGGUAGGGCAGGCGUGGAUGGAUGCACAUUGGAGUCCGAG
This is a messenger RNA of Colletotrichum destructivum, 3028 nucleotides long. RefSeq lists its product as uncharacterized. The record is from RefSeq and is a predicted model, not a curated record. NCBI's taxonomy places the organism in Eukaryota, Fungi, Ascomycota, Sordariomycetes, Glomerellales, Glomerellaceae. The transcript is spliced from 3 exons. Bases 958 to 2763 code for a protein of 601 amino acids.